Austrofundulus limnaeus is the source of this 1739-nucleotide messenger RNA. RefSeq lists its product as uncharacterized. NCBI's taxonomy places the organism in Eukaryota, Metazoa, Chordata, Actinopteri, Cyprinodontiformes, Rivulidae. The record is from RefSeq and is a predicted model, not a curated record. The coding region runs from base 113 to 1627 and encodes 504 amino acids. The transcript has 2 exons.
AAACGAAUCUCUACAAGAAACGUUGUGCUGCUCACAGGGGCCUGUCAACAACACAAGGAGCUCUAACUAUACCUCCAGUAAACGACAGUUCUUCAGCAGGACCUUGGACAGCAUGACAAGGAAUAAACUCAGAAGCAAGCGCACGUUCGCUGAAGCAGCCACGGGGUUUGCCCUGGGAGCAGUGGGAGGCUGCAUUUUGGGGGCCACGGAGGACCCAGUGGGCAGAAUCAUGUCAGCGAUGACUUCAAGUGGUCCCCUAAAACCGGUGAUGGUGGAAGUCAGGGCAGUGGGUGCCCUGGGGCUGGGCACCCUUAUGGGCACUACAGCACUGACGACAGCUAUGACAUCAGUGAUAGCUGGUGUGGUUUUAGCAGCGGUGACUGCUUCAGUAUUUGUAGCUUUUAGAAGUUGCACCGUCUCCCACAAAAACUCAGUCGGCUUGUGGGUAUCGGCAGGAACUGCCGGCACACUUGGAACCACAGUCAGCGGAGCCACAUUUGGAAAAGCAAUUGAAUGGCUUGUGAAGAAUUAUGGUAUGGUUGGGAUUCUGGGAGUCCUGAGCCUUUUUGCUGCGUUAAAACCACCCCUGUAUGUUUUAUUCAAGGUCUGCUGGGACUGGGGAGAGACCUGCUGCAAUCAGAGGUCUAAUGUCAGGUCCAGGGAGAGGGAGCACAUAGAAAAUACUGAGUGGCUGCAGAGAAAGAGGGUGGCUGUGAAAAUCGAGCAGAGCAUCCUUUCAAUAGAGAAGGGAGGCAGCACCAGAGAACUGGACGACAGAACCGAAUGGGUCACUGAGCAAAGAGAAAGAGAAGAAACAGAGAGGAGGAAAACUGAAAGGGAAGAAGCCAAAAUGGAGCAAAGAACCAUCCAAGACUGGAUCAGCACAGUGGUGCUCAACUAUGUUGAAUUCUUAGCCUUUUCGGGAAUACCAAUGACAGCAGUUACCAUUGUUACAUCAGCGUUUGGUUUGUUCGGUUAUGGAAACCACCAAUCUGUGUUUGUGGCACUUCUGGCUUUACUGUCAGCCAUCGCCUAUUUUCUUUUAAAAUCUACCAAUUUUAAGUUUUGGAUGUUGGCGGGCUGCAUGGCAAUGUUUGCAACCUUCGUCGUCGCCAUGCUGACUCUUCACGCCGGGCAGGUGGUCGUGACUCAUGCCAUGAGGAUGAGAGAGGCCGGGCACAAUCAAUCCAGAGAAACCAUCAGCGCUCAAAUGAACUACCAGUCGUCCUUGGAAGCUGUGAAUGCAGCGUUCUUUGCGGCAAAACUGUGUCAGCUGGGACUGGGCGCUACGGUGGGAGGGACGUUAGUAAGACGGGCAGCUGGGGAGGUUAAAGUUAUCGUGGGAGCUGCUUUGGUGACAGUGGGGUUACUGGCGGGGAUUGAAGCUUUGGCCACAGCUUUGGGAGACGCGGGGACAGCAGGAGCGAUGCUUGGAGUGGUUGGAGCAGCAGGCGUAUCUGUUGGAGCAGCACUAGCUUCAGCUACAAGGUGGUCCUCACGACUGGGAACUUGGGGAACAGCAGGAGGGCUGAUUGUGGGAGCAUUAGGAAUGGGAAAAUGGCAUUUGGUCAAUAUUGGACUUCAGCUCCCAGUGGCCUAUGUGUUUGCAAUGAUUAAUCCACUUUAGCUAAAGAUACGUGUGUUAGAAAGUAAUGUCCUGUAUUAUUGUAUGGUACUAUUUUUUCAUUAUUCAUUUCAUUAAAAACAAACAAAACAUUUCACACAAUAAAACAAUACAA